Messenger RNA from Anisakis simplex (herring worm), 4617 nucleotides. The record is from the annotation of a GenBank genome assembly. Lineage: Eukaryota; Metazoa; Nematoda; Chromadorea; Rhabditida; Anisakidae.
AUGUCAGUUGUGGAUGAGUCUGAGCGUACAAUUAUGAGAGCUCAGGCACCGUCACAGUUGGUCUCAGCCACCAACUGCAGUAUUCCCCAGAAAAUUUCGCACGGUAGUACUCCAGUGAAUGUGGUUUCAUCACCUUUGCCACAGCCCUCUUAUUUGCCUCGAGCCGCUUCAAAAGUUAUAACCAUCCGUCCGUCGUCCUCUACCACAACGCCAUCAUCACAUGCUCUCUUCAAACCUUAUGAUUUUGCUCAAUUGGGCAGCGGUCCAAUGGCAGUUGUUUAUCAACAAUUCCAACAACAACAACAACAACAACAGAUAGUUGCAUGUCAAGCACAAGUGCCCUCAGCCGUACAACAAACACAUUCAGUUGUAUCGUCGCCAUCACUGUCAGUGAAUCGCAACCACCGUGCAUGUGCCACAGCUGCAGUUGGUGAUGAACAACGAUCCAGUUCAACAUCACCGUUAUCGUUCAGUACGUCGCCAGCCCCGAACGGUGCGGCUGGUAUGGCUGCUGCAUUUGACUCACGGUAUUAUUCGCAAAUGUGUGUUCCUCGUAUGCGAUCGGUCAUUUCACGGUCGUCCAAUUCGGCCUUCUCGUCUUCAUCAUCAGCAUCCCCACAACAACAACCUCAUCACUACAGCACUUCGAAUACGAAUAACGUUACUACAACUCCUGCAAAUACUUCCUUAAGAGUGAACGCAAACUCGAGAAGUACUCCUGUAAGUAGUGCGGAAGUUAAUGAUUCAACUCGAAUUUGUUCAAUGGGACAACAGACAUCAAUUGGCGUGGCGUCUUCCUCUGCAUCCGUCUGUCCACGAUACGCACCUGUAAACGGGUAUAAGCCAAACGCUGCUAAGGGAUCUUCAUCUUCAUCGUCGACCUUUCAAACGGUCGGUAAUUGUUGUGUGAUACUUCCUCAAGGCGUAAAGAGUGAUGCAACAAGCGCCAAACAGUCGGGCUUAUCCUCCAACACCCAUCCCUCGCUGCUCAACACUUCUGCGACGGCCACAACCACCAAUCAGCAGUCUUCGUCUGAUAAUUGUGUCGUUUUGCCGCACUCGAACAUGCAUACGAUUCCCUCUUCGAAUUCCACCCCCAUCUCAACACCAACCGUUACAACACCCUCACAUGCUGGCCCUAGUCCUAGACCAAGUAUUUUACGCAAAACUCGUGAUCCUUCUUCAUCAGCUGGUUCUGCUGUACGUCGUCUCGUAAUGUCGGCAGAUGCUCCUUCAUCAAGACCUGCAUCAUGUACCAGCAGUUUCAGCUCUUCACCAGUGCUUCCCGAUGAUGCAAGCUGUUCAACCAAAUGUGCCUCAGCCAACAGUGAAAUUCGAGCACUCAGUGCAACUCCUUCUUGUAAUUACGAUUCAUCUUUCACAACUCACUUCAACGAUACAAUUGUUCGUGAUUCGAACACAGCUUCCCAAGAAAGUGGAGCCGUAACGUUCUUGAGGGUAGGCGAUAGUCCGCAACGUGCAUCUGAGCCUGAAACGCCAAGGAAACGCUUACGAAAGCAGCAGUUCGACUCAUCUCAGGUGUCUGAUAAAAUAAAGAUGGAAGUGAGCGUACAUGUUGAUGCUACCAAAGUGGACUAUCAGAAAGAGGAGAUCGCUCUUUGGCGAUUGGCGCCACCUGGACAAACAACCGAAAAUAUUCCAGUGCCCCAUGGAAAGUCAAAUGAGAAAAAGCGGCGUGGACGACCUCGAACAGAAUCUCGAAUUGGCACAGCAGAUCUAGUGGCAAUCUCAACCGGCGAUUCGGCAGUUUCUGCCCCAUCUUCGCUGAAUUCAGCGGCACCUAAACCAAAGAAAGCUCGCAAAAAUCAACUAGUAUCAAGUAGCUCUGAUCAGGGAGAUUCGGUGGUGCAUGCAGAUAUCAGUGACAACGUUGACACGACCACUGGCGUUGUGGCCAGUAAUAGUGAUCAGCCAUCGAAAAAGCGUUUGACCACAAAAGGAUUGUCAUCAUCGCGUUCAGCCAAAACCAAGAAAUCUGUUCGUUCUGCAAAUGAAACAGCAGAAGCCGAAACAGCCGCGAAGACUCUUAGUUGUUUCUUUCAAGAAAUUCAACGCAAAACGAAUGAAGUGGUUGUUCCUUUAGCAAAAGAGAAACCAAAAACUGAACCACCUGAUGAUGCAUGUGUAACAACAAAUCAUGAUGAGGAGACGACGACGUUUUCCAAUCAUUCUGGUCUCACCGACAACGAUGAUUUAUGCUCGCUUUCUAGUGAUAUGUCUGAUAUGUCUCUCGAAUUUGCAUCUCAUGAUGACGAAGUGCAUCGCUUUGGAACGAUCCCACCGAAAGUUGACGACUUAUCGUUGGAUGGCGAAUCAGAAAGUGGCUCAAAAGCAGUGUAUAAACGUCGGCCAAAUCUUCUUAGUGGUUAUAAAAUGCCAACAAACACUAAACUUAGUCAUAUCGAACGCCCUGAAUGCGCGAAAGCUUAUAUUGAAAGGGCACGACUGUUGAAGGCAUCUAGGAGUAGUUUAAAAACGAUGCGACGGUUGGCACGAGAAGAUGAAGCGAUACGUCGUGUGCAGAUAAAGAAUAAAUUGUUCAGUGAAGCAUCUUCGAGCGGCAGCACCUUAACCAAUGGCACAACAUCGAGCUAUGUUGAUCGCAAAUACGUACGAACUAUGCCGCAUUUAUCUAACGAAGAACUGUGCUCCAAAACGAAUGCGUUCUUUGAUGAAGAAGCGUCACGCAGUCAACUUGGAUAUGAUGAAAUGAACAUUGUUGCACAUCAUCGAUCAUCAACUCAUGUCAAAAAAUCAAACGAACGCCUUACAGCGGCUGUUACUGAAUGUUGCUGCUCUUCAAACGUUGAUUAUAUGUCACAGUCAGAGUCAUCGCGCCAUCAGGCAAACAAAACAAAUUACGAAUUUAAUCGUGCGACUUCUUCAAAACAAAACGUUAUCAGUGAUGUGCUGAAUUCAGUGAUUGAUCAAGUAGUGGAUUGGACAGAUGUGAACGAAAGUGGCUGUAAAGAAGAACUUUCGGGGAAAGUAAAAAAGAAGAAAAGGCAUCGAAUAAUACGCUCUACGUCGAUGAGUGAAUCUGCUUCCGGUUCAAUGUGUGCAACAGCUUUGAUGGAUUCCAGUGAUACUUCCGAUAAGAAAUGGUAUUCAUUGAUGCAAAAACGAUCAGUUGACAAUAAGUCGAAAUUAAAAUCAGCAAAAGAUUGUGUUGAUGAAGGUAUCGGGGAGAGUGAAAAUAUGAAGAAAAUGUUCGAUAACUUGAUUGGACAGCAUCACAACGGUGCUUAUGACGAUGAUUAUUUGUCAAUCGAGCAAGAGCGGCGUGAACUGGAGCUGGCGUUGAAAGAUUUGAAUCGAAAAAAUUACACAUCGAAUUCAUUUGUUACUGAUCCAGCAACCAUGUUCAAUGCAACUCAUGAACGAUUACUGACUGUGGAAAGGAACGAAGCGGAAAAUGAAGAGGAUAUGUUACGAUUGAUGAUCGAUUUUUUACGAGUGACCGACCGGGAGAGUUACGAUCAGCUGCUUGAUGACAUCGAAAAGGAUUACGAUUCGGAUGACGACGAGUCGACUCGUCAAAUGAAAAGACGGCGCCGAAUAGUCGCGUUUUCAGUGCAAGUACCACGUACAACUCCAUCACUAGCAAAACGUGAUCUGUAUAACGCAACUCGAGCCACCAACUUCCAUCCUACUACAGCUGAUAUCAAUCAACUCUUUGGGAUGGGAAGUGGUUAUUAUCGAGGGCAUUUGAGCUCGAAAAACCCGAAAGCAUAUGUGUAUUUGGAUCGUAAAGGGAACCGAGUAAAAGAACGUUUCGACGUGCGUCGUUGUCGCGAUUAUGAGUUCAUACACGAUUCCGAAAUGGAUGAUUUGCGAGUGAAUUUGAGUGCUGAUCUGCUGAAGGAUGAAUACGAGAAUGAGUUGGAUUUGAUGCUCACUCAAUAUAGGGUCGAUAACCCGGAGGAUGAUUGUUGUGUGGAUGAUGAAGAAGCAAGUGCAACGAAUGGAUCAUUAACGAACAGUUUUGGUUCGAUGAGCAUUGAACGACGCUUCAGUGAAGAUGAAAGUAAAAACGUUGAAUGGUCGUCGUUUAGUGAAGAGAUGAGCAAAAAAGGACAUGCUGAUGACGAAUGUGAUGAACUCCAGAAGCCGUCCUCAUCGAUCAUGGCAGCCGUAAACGUUAAAAGUGAAGAUGAUGGCGAUAGUGAUGUGGAAAUAAUUGGUGAGAAAAUAAUCAGAAAUGGCGAUAAAUUGAAGCGACAAAAUGUGCCAAAAAGGAAACACGAUCGACAUGAAUUGGAACCGAUGAAUAGUGACGACAAAUACUAUGCAAAUGGCAGCAGUCGAGUUCCUCCCAAUCAGCUCAUUUCAAACUCAAGGACGUUAUUCACAUACUCUGAAUGUGCUCAACUGAAAAGGCGGGCAAAUAAUAUACGCGAAAUGUUUGCCACAUUGAUGCAUACGUUACGUGUUAAUUCAUAUUUGGCCAGUUCAGCCAGUGAAGUUUUCAGCGAGCAUGUGAAUGAGUUUGUUUUCAAUCGAUCGCAGUCGAUGAUCAGCAGUCCGGGCGACACAUCGAAAGGUUCGAACUGUUCGUUUACAGAUGCUGCAGUUGCAGGUCCUUCGAGGGAAUAG